This is a messenger RNA of Dermatophagoides pteronyssinus (European house dust mite), 943 nucleotides long. RefSeq lists its product as uncharacterized. The record is from RefSeq and is a predicted model, not a curated record. Lineage: Eukaryota; Metazoa; Arthropoda; Arachnida; Sarcoptiformes; Pyroglyphidae. Gene Ontology annotation, biological process: signal transduction. Gene Ontology annotation, molecular function: protein binding.
UAUGAAUAAAGAAUAAAGAAUGAUGAUGAAAUUUCAUGAUGUACAUGGUGUUAAUGCAUCCAUUGAUGAAACAAAACAUAUUGCUCGUCGUACAAAUUCAUUUUGUGAUGCAUUCGUAUUCAGUUCAAAUCCAUUACGAUUGAAUCAACCGAUUAUAAUAAAAUUAUCAUCCCGGCAGACUUCCGAAUGGCAUGGACAAUGUUUUUUAGGAUUAACCACUCGAAACCCUACGAAUUUUAUUGAAACCGUUUAUUCCAAACAUAUUAUAAAUUUAUUAACAACAAAUGUUGAUGAUGUUUGGAUAAAACCAAUCAAUUCGGAUUGGUCAAAUGCAAGUUUAAUUUUAUCGUUGAAUUCGGAUGGAUUUUUUGAAAUAACAACUGAAUUCGAUACAAAUUUGAAAUAUAUUUUUUUGGAAAAUUUACCCAUACAAUUUCCAUUAUGGUUAAUUAUUGAUAUUUAUGGCCAAACAGAACAGAUACAAUUUCCACGUUAUCAAUCACCAAAUUCAAAAGAAAUUAUUUCACUUGGUUCGGAUAUUUAUUCUACUUAUAAAUGUGGUGAAAUGGGUAUAUUUCCAUAUAAUUCGGCACGUAUUAUAUUGAUUGGACCAAAAUUAUCCGGAAAAACAUCAACCGAUCCAUCCGUAUGUCAACUAAUUACAAACAAUAAAAAUGGUGAAUGGAAUUUACUAUCGAAUUCAGUAACGAAUACAAAAUUAAAAAUAAUACAUUCAGAUAAAUCAGAUAUUUAUCAUGAAAUAUCGAAAAAUAUUGUCCAGGAAAUUGUAUCGAAUAAAGAUCAAUUUGAUUCAUAUGAAUCACAUUCACCAAAAGAUUUGAUUAAAAAUGUUCUGAGAUUUCCACGUAAAAUUCUACGUCCAUAUUCAAAAGAAGUUAAACAGCUAAGUGAAAAUUUGGUAAGUUUUUUUUUUGUUCACUGA